Cantharellus anzutake is the source of this 1755-nucleotide messenger RNA. Its product is annotated as EAP30/Vps36 family-domain-containing protein. The coding region runs from base 1 to 1755 and encodes 584 amino acids. The transcript is spliced from 5 exons. Gene Ontology annotation, cellular component: late endosome membrane; ESCRT II complex. Gene Ontology annotation, molecular function: phosphatidylinositol-3-phosphate binding; ubiquitin binding. Gene Ontology annotation, biological process: protein transport to vacuole involved in ubiquitin-dependent protein catabolic process via the multivesicular body sorting pathway. Lineage: Eukaryota; Fungi; Basidiomycota; Agaricomycetes; Cantharellales; Hydnaceae. The record is from RefSeq and is a predicted model, not a curated record.
AUGAACUCGUAUUUCAGGGCCGUCGAUGGCACAGCGCCAUCGGCAUUGUUGUAUGAAGGCGAAGAAUUGCUUGCCUCACAGGAGAGUGUUGGGUUGUAUGAUGGGGAAGAGAAGACUCAAGGACGUCAAGAUGGCACUGUCAUGCUGACUACCCAUCGUCUAUUCUAUAUCGAUGUGGCUCUUCCGAAGCUCAAUAGUUUGGGCCUCAAUCUGUCAUCCGUCAAACAAACGGAGUUUUAUGCUGGCUUCCUGACAUCCUCACCCAAAAUUACUCUCCUUUUGAAAUUGACUGCUGAUGGAGUGGACUCUGCGUCUCCGAUUUCACUUCUAAAUGACGAUGACGGUAUCCGCCCAUUGGGCGGUUCCUGGGUUUGCCCGCUCUGCAGUUACAGGAAUUUGCCUUCUGCAAACGAAGGAAGGCCCGUUUGCGGACUAUGCGGAGUCCCGCGGGACAACCGAGCUUACGUAGCGACCCCUGAAUCGCGACGGCCUCACACACUGUCAUUAAAUCCUGUCUCGAGGUUCGGAACGCCGCCCUCUGCUUCUUCGCAAGCCUCUAUACCUAUUCCGGCGGCAUCUCUGUUGUCGGUUUCCGAUUCUGAGGACUUAGUCUCAUGCUCGGCGUGCACGUAUCUGAAUCACCCCUCAAUGCGAAUAUGUGAAAUGUGUGAUACGGUUCUGCCCACAAGGAGAUCGCCCCAAUCCAUCGGAUCAACAAGUCUUGCAUCAUCACAGGCCACGACUCCCAAGACGGAUACUUCCGCAUUCCUAGUGGAGGUGCCCCUGCCUUCCACAGAUGUCUUGAGGAUUAGUUUUAGGAAAGGUGGCGCAAAGAGUUUUUAUAAUACACUAAAGAAGGCCCUAUUGAGAAAGGCGUGGAUGAGCGAAGAUUCCGGGCGGCGCGUCAUUGGGAAGUCCGAAAACGCAGCCAGAUCUGGCAUUCAGGGGAUUCUUGAUACUGUAGACGUGACCCAGCGAGCAGUAAAUUCCAAUAUAGACACGGGUCUACGCGAUCUCGAAGCGUUGAUGAUCAAAGCCAAGGAAAUGGUUGAGCUUGCAUCUUCCCUCAAUGCGAAGCUCACAGCUCAAGAGGAAGAAAUUGAACGUAGGAAAUCCAUGUUCCCCGACCUACCCCAUUCUGCAGUUGCUCCGGCCUCCUCUUCAACCCAGCCAGAGGAAGUGACUUUCAUCCGAAAGUCUAUGGGGCAGCUUGGACUCCCUACAAUGACUGUCACUCAAGAUAUGGUGAAGGACGAGAAAACGUAUCAUGAAGAACUUGCCAGGGAAUUAGCGGUCAUCCUCAACAGCGAGAGGUACCUAUCGAAUGGGUUGCGCGAUGCGAUUAUUCCAUUAGACGAAUUAUGGAAGACCUGGAACCGAGCGCGUGGUGUUGCCCUCGUUCCCCCCAGUUCACUAAUCGAGUGUGUCUCGUAUCUCCCUCGGUAUACUAAAUUGCCGAUGAAGAUCCGAACCUUCCGUUCGGGUGCCAAAGUCCUUCAAACCCCAGCUUUCGAUGAGAAUGUUUGUUCCACACGAAUCCUCAGCGCCAUUGAAUCUCAAACCGGCACCGAAUGCACCACAGUCGCUAUAGCAGAGAUUCUUAGCAUGCCAAUUGGACUUGUCGAGGAAUUGAUUGAAGAUGCUGAGACCGGUGGCUUCGUUGUUCGAGAUGAAGGCGGUACUAUGGGCCAGACUAUCUGGUAUCCAAAUGAGUUUGGCGAUUUCGAAUGGGACGGGACAGAUGAACGGAUAUGA